Molecule: messenger RNA, 4313 nt
Organism: Eriocheir sinensis (Chinese mitten crab)
Lineage: Eukaryota; Metazoa; Arthropoda; Malacostraca; Decapoda; Varunidae
Product: neuronal acetylcholine receptor subunit alpha-7-like
Exons: 9
Coding region: 416-1903 (495 amino acids)
Biological process (GO): chemical synaptic transmission; monoatomic ion transmembrane transport; regulation of membrane potential
Cellular component (GO): synapse; neuron projection; membrane
Molecular function (GO): neurotransmitter receptor activity; extracellular ligand-gated monoatomic ion channel activity; transmembrane signaling receptor activity
Source: RefSeq, a predicted model, not a curated record
GCGAGGGAGAGUGAGUAAGAGUGAGAGGGGGAGAGAGAGAGAGAGAGAGAGCUCCUUACCUAUUGAAACUCCUAACAUCUGUGUGUGUGUGAGAGAGAGAGAGAGAGAGAGAGAGAGAGAGAGAGAGAGAGAGAGAGAGAGAGAGAGACGUAUAUAUUGUAAUUGCUAUAUAACAUCUGUGAGUGAAUCUAAUCUUUGUAAUAAUCGAUAUAUAGCCUACAAGUGAUCGGUCAGUCAGUCAGUCAGUCAGGCUCGUGUGUCAGUACUAACUUAUAUACUAGAAAUUGAAAAGGAAGGAAGGAAGGAAGGAAGGAAAGGAAGGAAGGAAGUGGAGUGUGACUGUGUGUGUACGUGUGUGUGUGUGUGUGUGUACGUGUGUGUGUGUGUGUGUGUGCAUCACCACCAAGCACUCAAGAUGCACUCGUCAGCUCAAACGUCAGUGGUGAUGAAACUGGUGAUGAAGACGGUGGUGAUGAUGAUGGUGGUGGUGGUGGUGGUGCCGGUGGUGGUGGUUCAAGGACUUGAUGACAGCAGCUUCAACUUGGACAUCAGCUCCAAGGCCGCUGAUAACUCCCCCGCGAUGGACAACUGGAUCAAGCGACUCUACGACAACAAGAUGCAAGAUUAUAACAAGAACGCUCGCCCCGUCAAGGACCCCAGCAAGCCCACCACUGUCACCCUGGGCCUGUCACUAAAGAAUAUACACUUGGACGACCAGAAGCAGGAGUUCUCGGUCAACGCCUGGACGAUCAUGACGUGGAAGGAUGAAUUUCUGGAGUGGGCGCCGAAGAACUACAUGAACAUCGACCGUCUGCACUUCGACGACGAUGAUAUAUGGAUUCCCGACAUCAAGAUAUAUAACAGUGCCGAAGGGUCUGACGCCCAUCCCUUCGGAGAUGUUCCCGUGCUGGCUGACUACAAGGGGCAGGCUUUUUGGUUCCCGCCGACGCACCUCACCGUCAAGUGCGACCUCAGCCUGCUCGAGUGGCCGAGGGACGCCCACGAGUGUCUGGUCCGCAUGGGGUCCUGGGCACACCACGGCGAGCAGAUCGACAUUCAGAUUUUGACGCAUAAUGACUCGCAUGGGGUGAUGACGGACACCCUGGAGAAGAACAGCCGCUGGGAGCUCGUCAACGUGAAUGCCACGCGAACGCUGACCACCAUUGAAGGUCAUGACCCGUAUGUCGAGGUCAAUUUCGCCUUUCGGGUCAAACGCAACUCCAGUACACAAGCCAUUUACAUCACGCAGUCCACGCUGGCGGUGGUGGUGGUGGUGUUGGCUUCCUACUUGCUGCCCCUCCAACGCUUCCUCAGCCGCCUCAUCAUGCACCUGUUCUCCCUGGGUGUCCUCAUCGCCUGCUUCUUCACCCUCUUCGCCCUCCUGCCGGCCACUGGGGGACCAACGCCUGUCGUGGUCCGAUACUAUGCUGGCACCAUCAUCCUGACCACACUCUCCCUGCUGUCCACACUCUUCGUCACCACCCGCGCCUGCUGCUGCUGCUGCUGUGGGGCCUCCUCCUCCUCCUCCUCCUCUUCCUCCUCCCUUGGCAAGACCCUGGUGAGCAUCGUGGCCAAUCCGUCGCAGCUAAGGACUGUCGUACCUCAGGCUAGGGCUCCGUCUGGGACCCCAUACAACACACUGGAGAACGAACUUGCCGCGGAGGAGGACGAGGACGACCAGCGGCGACCACGGGCGGCCCAGCUCAACCAGGCGGACAACGGCUCAUCUCGCACAUCCCGCUACGCACGUUUACAGGCAGCGGAUGGAGGAGAAGGAGGAGAAGGGAAGGUUGACGGAGUUACGCAUCGACAGUUCCUCCAGGUCAUCAAUUUCCUCCUCAUGACGUUGUUCUCGAUCGCGUUUGUGGUGGAUUACGUCGUGCUGCGGAAUGUUACGCUCUAGGGCGCCUCGACGGAUUGGCUACGUAAUGGUAAUGCUUGUGGAUGACGGAACAGGUACGUAAUGGUGGAUGAUAGUUAUAAGGGGGAACGGAGUGGUAUGGAAGUGUUCACGUAAUGGUUCUGGAUUGGCUAUGUAAUGGUGACGCUUGUGGAUGAUGGAUUAGGUGUUGGUGCGCAAUGCUUUUCUCAGCACCACAGCCAUAAAAACAUCCUUACAAAUGACGUACAAGCGUAAGGCAAACAGAACGAGUCAGCAACAUCAAGAGGGCUCAAGAAGCAAGAUGGAGCGGGCAAGACUCUGAAAACUACCAAGAAAGCAGCGUACAAGGGAGCCCUGAGGCGGCCGGCGCUAUGGGUCACUUAUCACCCAGGCCUGCCCCAGCACAACCACUCUCCAUACUACCAAGUUAACAAAGUAUGUACAAUCAUAUGUCAAAAUUUUAUGCCAAUCAAAUAAAUACAAAUGGUAACACAGGGAUGAAAUGGAAAAAAAGUCUUUAGGGGCCAAUAUCUUGAAAAGUAGUUUUUUACAAAAUUGGUAAAAAGUCUGACUGACUUCAGUUUGGUAUCAGUAAAAACUACGACUAAAAGACAAUUUUUGCCCACUAUAAAAUUUUGGAAAAUAUCAAAAGAAAACAGGACACAGAGUGGAGAAAAUUAUGUGACAAAAAAUUGUAAUUUUUUUUUAAGACAAAAUGAAAAAUCAAAAAUUUUCUAGCUGGGUAAUGUAGAUACGUAAACAAAGUUUCUUUGGUAUUUUUUUCAAAGUGAUUAUCUGAAAAUUAAAGUCUGUGAAACAAAAAAAAGAAAAGUACACUUUGUUUGAGUCUCUCCUAAACUUCACCUGAAUUUAAUGAAAUUCACAGAAUAUCACACCUUUACACCUACACACAACACACUAAAACUUCAAAGCUAUUGGACGAACCAUAUGCACGGGAUGACCCCCGUAGCUGCCCCCCUUUGGGGUUGUGUAUAGAGAUAGAACACAUGAAGGUUGUAUUAGAGUAGCGAAUGGUUUACGUAUGGACAAAGUGAAGCAUACGAAGGCCAGUUAGUAUGUUACAUGUAUUCUUUUGAGGCAUAUUGUGUUGAGUCAAAUACAGCAUAUACAGUAUGUACCCGCUAAUCCAGGAAGUCCAUGGCCCUCUGUAUUCAGGACUAAAGGACUCUUACUAUAUAUACUGUGAGAAUGUGUGUUUUUAAGUAUUUAGAAAGGGUUUCACUAGGAGUAAUGUUAGUGCAUUUUAUAUGUAUUCUUACGUAUCAAACCGAGUGGUAAAUCAGAUGCUUCGAGAAUGUGUUUGAAAGUAUAAAGAAAGAAGGGUUUGACCAGGCGUAAACUCCAGUGCCUUUUACACACAUUCUUACUUAUUAAACCACAUGUCGGAUGUGUGAGAAUGUGUUUAUAAGUACGUAUUUAGAAAGAAGGGUUUGCUAAGUAAGUCAGAUGUGUAAGAAUGUGUUUAUAAGUAUGUAUUUAGAAAGAAGGGUUUGCUAAGUAAGUCAGAUAUGUGAGAAUGUGUUUAUAAGUGUAUUAAGAAAGAAGGGUUUGCUAAGUAAGUCAGAUGUGUAAGAAUGUGUUUAUAAGUAUGUAUUUAGAAAGAAGGGUUUGCUAAGUAAGUCAGAUAGGUAAGAAUGUGUUUAUAAGUGUAUUUAGAAAGAAGGGUUUGCUAAGUAAGUCAGAUGUGUGAGAAUGUGUUUAUAAGUAUGUAUUUAGAAAGAAGGGUUUGCUAAGUAAGUCAGAUGUGUAAGAAUGUGUUUAUAAGUACAUAUUUAGAAAGAAUGGUUUGCUAAGUAAGUCAGAUAUGUAAGAAUGUGUUUAUAAGUGUAUUUAGAAAGAAUGGUUUGCUAAGUAAGUCAGAUAUGUAAGAAUGUGUUUAUAAGUGUAUUUAGAAAGAAGGGUUUGCUAAGUAAGUCAGAUGUGUAAGAAUGUGUUUAUAAGUGUAUUUAGAAAGAAGGGUUUGCUAAGUAAGUCAGAUGUGUAAGAAUGUGUUUAUAAGUGUAUUUAGAAAGAAGAGUUUGACUAAGGGUAAAAUCAUAAUGCAAUCUAUAUACGUAUUAUCUUACAUGUCAAGCCAAGCGAUGGUGUAUGUUUUGCGAGUACGGCUUUCACAUAAUGGGUAGAUACGAUGCAUUUUACGUAAUUCAUAUUCUUUUGUGCCGAUCGACGUGCUUUGUCAAAUGUACGCUGAGGGAAUGUGAUUGAAGCUACGAUACAUUCUACAAAUAUCUCUUUUUCGUGUUAAUCCAAAUGCUUCAAGAAAUACAUGCAGGGAGAGUCUAUGUUUUGAAAGUAGGGGUUUGUUAUGUUAUGUUGUAUUUUAAUUAUAUCCUUUCAUGUUAAUCUAUUUGGUUGUUGAAUGGAUAUAGCUAAGGUUGUAUAUGUACUUAAUAAAGAGUAAAGAAUUGGA